This is a messenger RNA of Mobula hypostoma (lesser devil ray), 8613 nucleotides long. RefSeq lists its product as uncharacterized. Bases 41 to 7936 code for a protein of 2631 amino acids. NCBI's taxonomy places the organism in Eukaryota, Metazoa, Chordata, Chondrichthyes, Myliobatiformes, Myliobatidae. Gene Ontology annotation, biological process: synaptonemal complex assembly; regulation of double-strand break repair via homologous recombination; male meiotic nuclear division. The transcript has 8 exons. Gene Ontology annotation, cellular component: nucleus. The record is from RefSeq and is a predicted model, not a curated record.
GUUACAGCCUGCCUGCUUGUUGAUGCACAAACGGUGAGGAAUGGAAUCAAAAAGCAAGAAUAAAAUCCAGCAUAUCAACACAAACUCUGACAGUUUGAAAAAAUUCACGAUACCUAGGAAAAGGACCACUGACUCAGCCUAUUUAGAAAUCUGUCGUACAGAUUGGCGUGAAUAUAGUUUCAUUCAAUCAACUUUAGAGGGAUCAAAACUUGACAGCAGUUACCAAUUGAACCUCCUCUGGAACUUCGGCGAUGUUAAACUCAUACACAAUGUGAAAAUUGAGCAGCGAUUUGCAGCGAAGAGAUCAGAGAUGCGACAGGAAGGAAGACGAGGGAAAGAAAUGGAAGAAAUUACAUUCUUCUUCGUGACAUCCCAGAAGUCAGCUUUAAAAUUGUACCAGGAUGGAUUGAGCAUUAAUUCUUCUGACAUAAAUGCACUGGGAAAUCCAGCUUAUGGUGUAUAUCUUCAUCGACACAUUGAUGUUCUCCUGAACUACCAUAAGCUAAACAACCUGGCUGCAGAAACUGUUCUGUUUUUUAAGGUGUUGUUAGGAAGAGUGAGGACAAUUCCACCACGUAAGGUCAUGGAUAAGACUGAUAUCAAACCUACAGCAAAAUUUGAUUGUCAUAUAUCCCAAAUUCCAGCCAGCUUGAAGGACCCAAUUAAUAUUCAGGCUAUCAACUCUGCGGUUUACUUGUACGAGUUCAAUGAAUUGUGUGAAACGAUGGAAUAUCCAAGGCAUUGCUUGCCUUACGCUCUUGUUACAGUGAAAUUCAUGGGUCAAGACAUGAAAUCUGCUGAGGUGCCUUACAGGCACAGAUUUGCUGCAUUGCCUGAAUUGCCCAGAUUGAAGAGCUGCACUGUCGCCAAAAGACUUGGCAAAGGAAAAAAUGCUAAAGUUGUGUACAAGAAAGUUUUCGAAAAGAUGAAUCCACCUGCUUCUCCAAGUAACAGUCUUGGCAACAUAGUUACUUCACGUGCGAGCCAGGAUCCAAGGCUAGUGAAGAGGGGUAGUUAUGUGGAGAGUGGAAAGAAACAUUUAUUCCCUGAAACAAUGUCAUUGUCUGCAAAACAACUGAAAGAUAUUAACACCUUAAUAAGGACCAUUUGCUUUUUGAAUGCUUAUUCCUCCCUGCUUCCGCAGCAGCGGUAUGUGAAUGAAGCCGAGCAGCCAGUGCUGAACAGAGCCGAGGAAGAUGAAGCACAGAGUCAUGACUUGAAGAAUGGAGCAGAAGACCGUAAAAACUUGGAGCCUUUGGAAAUGUCGGUGUUGGUCAUGACAUCAGCCAGUGGUGGAUCCCAGAGCACCACGGACAGUGCUGCAAUAAUUUCUGAAGCUAAUAUUUGUCAUGAAUUUAAGCCAGUAGAAAAAGAAAAUGCCCUUUCCUCAUUGACAGAGUUAGACAUGAAAAAGGACUCAGACACACAAAAAAGUACAUUUCCUUCCAGGUUAAAUGCCGCUGAACUUUCUGGGCAGCCCUACUUUGAAGAUUUAAACUUAUAUGAAAGCGAGGUGAAGAAAAAAUUGAGGAAGUAUUCUGCCUUUCUGGUGUUACCUGAUAAGGAGAGACUUUCAAGGAUCAAUUCACUACAGAUGCUUAAUCAGGGGGAUAAAUGGACCUUCUACUGCAGAUUAAAAUUAUAUGAGAAGUACUAUGAAAGAUAUAGAAAUGAACUUGGACUUUGUGCAUGCAGCAAUGCUGUUCCAUCCAAAGCCAAUGACAGCCAUUCUCUGUGUAACUCUGACGGUUCCUCAGCACAAGAUGCAAAGCCAGGCUCAUGUGCAUUGUCGCAUUUGGACAUUUCUUGCGGAUGCAGCACUGACUUGGUCACUGCCUGCAGACUCUCGGAGUCUAAGGGGCUUGGACAACGUGCAAUCACAUUGCCUGAUGUAAAAGUGAAGGAAAAGCAGUCAGUGGGAGGUCCUCAGACCAUUAUGACAGCAACGGACCAUGUCUUACAUGAUGGGAAUGAGCUUGGCUGUGGCCUAUUAUACAAUACAGAAGCUGUAAUCACAGAACAGUCUGGUGCUGAAGAUAUUCCUGGAAUGAGCCAUGUGGCUGAUGUGUUACAGAGAUCCGUUGAUAGUGGAAAGACAAGGGUGACUCAAGAUGUGUCAGCCAUUACCAUAUGUCAGCCGCAGGCAUCAUCUCCUUCUGUCGCUUGCAAUUAUGGGGGAGAUGAACAGUUCAGCUUCCUCAGUGACAUUCACCAUCCAGAUGAUUGGAGUAUAACAAAUGUAGAGAUUUCAGAUAGUUGUGAAACGGCUGACAUAUCCAAAGUAAAGGUAAACAUUGGGAUAAGUGAUAAAAGCAGAAUGAUAGGACAAAUACAGAGCUCUUUGGAAAAUGGAGGAACUGGCAACACUGAAGAAAGGUCAGUUCCUGAUACUCAUCUCAAAGAAGUGCAGACAUCGGUUACUUCAGUUAAGUACAUUGAAAAAGCUUAUGGAAAAUCAUCAAACACGGACCCUUUGCUCAUUUUCUUAGGAGCGCGGAUUGAUUGGGAGAAGUUGUUUGAAACAUCCAGAGAGGAUGAAUUGCAAAUAAACGUAGACUCAGGCACAGCCAGAAAAAUGGACAAUGAUGGACAGCAUGUUCCACUACCAUCUGUAACUGAAGCUAGUCAAUUGGUUCCUCAUUGUUCAGAGGCUCCAGGUGGUGAAGAUAAUAAAAUCCAGUCGAACUCUGUGCCCAUCAGUGAAAGUUUACCAGUCUUAAGCAGUCAAAUAGCAAUUGCCAGUCUGCAAAUGACCUUAAGCAGUGGUCUUAAUGCAUCGUCUGAUUCACACCCUGAUCUAACAGGGUUAACUGAUCAUAUUGCUAAUCAUCCAGGCAUCUCUGAAGCAUCUCACAGACUGAUGAGAACCAUCAGUGAAAGGCAAAGUGAGAGCUGCCUGAAAACAGCUGAGAAAGCCUGCAAUAUGGUUUUCCAUGGAUUACUUAGUAAGCCUGUAUCAAUGCUUGUAAACUUAGGAUUUCGAGAGACGUCACAGACAGACAUCAAAGAGUUAAGUACAGAAGGUGAAGCAUGUGAUCUUAUAUCUAAAAAUGGUUUGCAUUGUUCUUCAAACAAAACAACAUUAAGCUGCCCUGAUCCACAGAUAACCAAAAAUUGUAGGCAAACAAAUUUGUUUUGUGCUUCGCCAAGGGAUAUUCAGCCUUCUAUGAGUGGACAUGAAGGCAGUCCAAAUAAUUGUGAUUGCAACAUGGCAACUAAGUGUGUUGAAAAACUGGCAGAUAUCCAAUCUGAAAUGGCAGAGGUAAAGAGUUCAAGUGACUCCCAUGAUACCAAGAGAAUUCACAUAGGUAGUCAUACUAAGUCAAAGAGGGAUAACCCAAGAUUAGCUGACAGCCUUUCUGAAGAAUCAGUGUUGAGGAAAAGGAGUAGGAAAAUGUCUGCAUCAAAGCCACAUGGGAAAGAUGUGGAGAAGUUGAACCACCAUUCUAAGAAACAACAUAACUUGAAAAAGAAUUCCAAAGUUACCUCAAAAUGUGGUAUUGCAUUAAACUUUAAGCAUAUGAGUCAGGAACUUUGUAUGAGCAGAAAGAGCACUGACGAAGAUAAUGGAGUGUCUGUUCAACAAGAGAUUGCUUCCCCAACAGACAGAGAGCACAAACCUAUUAAGGAAGACAAUCAGGGUCAGUUUUCUGAUAAAACCAAAGGUAUAUCAUAUUGUGAUAAAAAUGUUAAAACGUUAAGAGAAAAUAAUCACCUAGAAAGCAAAGCUGUGGCUCUGUUUCAACCUAAAUGGUCUACCAAGUCUAUGUCACAAGUGCACAUGUCUUGCACAGAUGAUGAUAAAAGGGAUUUCAGAGGGGCAGGCAGUUCCACUGAUAACCUCUAUUCUCUGUAUAACGAUCGUGUUCAUGCUUUCAACAGUUGUCAAAAAAAGAUUGCCCAUGCAGUAUCUGUUCUGUCAAGCGAAGCCUCCUUUAGCAAAAGCAGCAGACUGUCAAAGCUCCUUAGCCGUGCUGUGAGGGACUUAAAUAAAGCCUUUAAGAAGGUUGAUAAGUCUUCAGAAAUUGUAAGAAGAAUUGGUGUGAAUUUGAACCAAAAUUUACUGCCAAAAUCCUAUCAAACUAACUGCAAUAAUUUUUGGGAAUGUUAUGAUAUGUAUUUCCGGCGACAUCGUAAAGAACACCGGAAGCGGUUUAUUUGGAAAACUGAGACAAGGGAUAAUGGGGUCACCAGCGAAGAGCAACCGAAGAGUUUAGUAUCUGAACUGAAGCAGUUGUGUAAAAGAAGGCUAUGUGCAAAAGGCAAGAAAAGUGAGUGGACCGCAACAAGCAACGUAAAGCCUGCUUCAAUAGCAAGCUUAGUAGUAAAUCCACGGGUGUGCUUAAAAUGCAUGCAAAAUAUACACUACCCCUGGACUAUUGUUACACUAAACAAGCAUGUGCAAAUCACACAACAAAGAUUAAGUCAUAGAGUGCUUCACAAAUCCAAGAAAACGCAUCUCCCCAGUGACUUAUGUGUCCAGACUGCACAGACUGGAGCUGGAUCCACUUCAGCAGAUCCUCAAGAUGUUUGCUGCCUGAUGAGUGCUGAAGAAAUGGGAGUCUCAGCCGAUCCCAAGCCAUUGGAAUCCUCAACUACCUCUACCCUUGCAAAAUCCCAAAUUAAAUUAGAUGUUGACUCCAAAGAGGGUCGAAUGUACGUUUGGGGGAACACAGACUUGGUAACAGUAUUGGAAUUUCCCUUUGGUUCCCCAGUGGUAGAAGUUUGUUUUGACUCUCAAAUGGGAAAACGUUUAAACAAACCUCAAGAAUUGGAAGUACCUUCUGAAACCCAAUCAUUGAAGCACUUGGAUUCAAGGCAUCCAAUAAAAUCCUCUGAACUGACAGAGACACGAAGUAAUUUACAGCCCCAGAGUGAAUAUGAAUCAAGAACAACAUUAGGCAAGAACCAGGGAGCCUACUGCAAAUCCAGUGGUUCAGAACUGAAUUCUCCCUGUGGUUGUCAAAAUUUGGACUGUCCCCUUCCUAUUAAGAUGCCCAAAUCCUCUGCUGAGUUUGAUGCAUCACAACACCUACUCCAUCCCCAACCAGUGGAAUUCCAAACUAGAUCGUUCGAGAAACCCUUCCUUGUUGACGCUGUGCCACAGUGUUUCAAAGCCAAAUUCCCUGUUAUACCUAUUUCCACAGGAUCAAAAUUGCCAUAUCUCACAGACUCACAGCAGACCAGAGAGAACUCAUAUAUUGUGGCGUCUGACAUGGAGCCAGAAACAGCCAAACCUCGUGUGAAAUUAAACACAACUGAACUGCAAGCAGGAACUCCACACAGUAACUCCCAAUUUGAAUUCAAUAUGACAAGCCAAGUAGCAGGAUCUUGGAUUGAUCCUAUAAUCACGGGAAAUGGGGCAGAGAUGGGAUGUCCCACUGCGGUUCAGGUUGGCAAGUCUCCUGCAGUUUACCAAGCAGAGCAGUGCACCAAUGAUCUCCAAAUGGUGGGAACCCAAACCGAACCCGGGGCGGUAGUGCUGCAGGAGGGACCCAGCAUGGUGAAAUUCCAAAAUUAUUCCUUUGUCAGACUUAGAAAUGAGGAUUUAACAGAAAUGAAGGAGGAGGAAGCGAAAACUGCAUCUGAGAAUGGGUGUGGAGUGGUAAAGAUCAGAAUGCCUGGCAUCAGUCACAAGGCAGGCAGGGCAGAAGCACAAAGUUGGGCCCAUAAAAUCAGACACUCACCAAGUACAAAGGAAACCCAGCAAGCUGGUAUUCUUGUAGCCAAGAUAUCUGAGAUUCUGUAUCAAGCUGACAGCACGUCACUGCUACAGAGCUUAGAAAAGUUGAAAGUGAAGUGUGAGAGAAUGCUGCCUGCAUUCAUCUUGGCGUUUGAGCAGUCACAGGGUGUGUCCUUUGCAGAGACCAUUAUUUGCAGAAACUGGUUGCUGCGAAAUGGCUUGCACAGCGCUGCGAGCGUAGUGUGCUUAAAACCCAGUGCCCUGGAGCCAUACGUGGAGCUGCAGAUGAUGAUGGAAACAGUGUGGUUCUUGAAAAACAAGAUCAGCUUCUUGCGAGGCGGCCUGACGUUGCGAAGCCUGCUAUGGUAUGAUGAGACCUUGUAUGGAGAAUUGCUGACCAAGAAGAUGGGUUAUCAGCAGCAGUCUAGCCUGUACCCUUCUUUCCAAGAGAGAAUAGCAAGUGGCUGUUUGCAGGCACUAAGUGACUACCAGACGCAGAUACUGAAAUCCUGCCUGACAGAAACAAUGCGGCAAAAUGCCUAUUAUGUCUACCUGAAGCACAGACGGGAAUUGGAUGAAUGCUCGUCAGUAAAACAAAACCUCUCAGACUGCUCCUGCUUCUGCCUGUCUGUCCCAAUCACGUGCAGUAUUAACUAUGGGGCCAGUCUGGAAGACUUGUCAACACUGCACAAAAAUGUGAGGGCAUUGAUAAGCAGACUUGCCAGCCUACCCAAAGGCCAGCACGAUAUGGCCAAGUUGCUGCAUUUAUGGGUCAUUGUUGACUUUGUAAAGGGGAAAACGCGGUACAUCCAUGAGAACUCGGUGCCUAAUGAAGAGCUCAGGUGGUUUGGGCUGGAGCAUCUUCAGUUCAAUGUAGCCAAAACGCUAGUUUGGCAGAUGAGGGGAGAACGCAAGUUACGGGGUGGCAAUAAGGACUGGAGUCAGACAGGCAAUACAACAAAGCAAGUCUCAGAGUUAAACAGAGAGGCACUGGACUUGUACAAUAGCUAUAGCAAUAUAGGAAGGAUACCCCUGAAUGGCAAAGAGCAAAUGGGCGUCACCCAAGUGGCUGACAAACCACCCAGGACACUGGGUACAAUAUCUUUCCACUCAGUAGAGGAUAUCCUCCCAGAGCACCCAGAGUAUGGACUGAACGAUUGCCUCCAGAGUUGCUUCCAACUUCCUUCGGAGCAGUUUGAUUCUGUUGGAAGAAUCCUGGAGCAUUUCCAGGGGGCUCAGCAGGCAGAAUUGGACCAGCUCCUUGUCAAGUGCGAAUGUCAUGUGGAGUCUUUGAAGAAACUUUUCCAAGUGCUCCAGGAAGUCGAGACUGAAAAUGCCCUGGUGACAGAAGCCAAUGUUUUUGACCCAUUUGCUGCCCAGGACACCAGCCCUAUUCUCCUGAACUCUAAAGCCGCUGAAAUCUACAUCGAGCUACUCAUGAUGUUCGAAACAGCUCAGUACCUAAAGAAUCUGAUAGCUCAUCGUGCAAGCAGGCCAACAUACAGAGGAAUGCUGUGGUUUGACUCCUCCUUGCUUCCUGAACUUCUUCACAUUCAACAGUACAACUCGAAUUUCUCAAACUGCCGCAAAGAAUAUCUGCAGGACUUGAGUGAUGAACUGGAGCGAGCAAUCUCCCGCCUAGAACAAGAGGUGGAUUUAAUCUUUGAGUACAGGGAAAGCAGCAACUAUGCCUAUGCAGUUCAAGUUAUGUCAAGGCAGCUGUCUGAAGUGAUAGCAAUUAGGGACUACAUUUAUCAACAUAACCUUAGUGUUAGUGAGUAUGUGAACAUGGUGCCUCAUACGGCAACCAUAAACUAUGGCAACACUGAAUCAGACUUGGACCACAACUAUAGGCAGUUGGCGGCCCUUUUGGAGAAGCUGAUCAGGGCGCCUGUGAAAGAUUUUGGGAAGAUGGCACACAUCACAGUAGUCCUGAAGAGCAUCGCAGACAUGAGGCAGGUGGCUGCAGAACGCACAUCAUCCACCCUUCACAUUCUCACCUACCAGAUGCAGUUCAACAGUAAGAAGAGGAGGCUCUUAGAGGAUGUCGAGAUGGUCCUGAAUUCACAUAAACUGAAGAAUCCUCUGGACCAGCCAGACACAGUCCAGAGGGGCACACCUGUAACUGUCACUCCAGGGUACAAGCAUCUUAGUGAAGCCUUCGCUGGCAAGAGAAAAAGGCAGCGUUCUAAAUCUCCAUUGGUUCCAAAUCGAGGAGAACUUGGGGUAGACAGUGCUCCUAAAGAAGUAUGAUUGUAACCAAUACGAAGAGUCCAAAGUGUGGAAAAUCCUCCUACACAUCCCUGUCUUCUGUGUGCAUUUUCUGACCUCUGAUUAAAGUGGAAUGACAUGUGUUGAUAUAAAAUUAAAUUGAAAUUUCCAUUUUUUAAAUAAAUCAAGAAAUAGAAAACAGUACGAUGAAUUCAUACCAAUGAAUUUAUAUUUGAACCAGGAUUUGUUUGUAUCUUAUUGUCAGCAGCUUGGUACUUACAAGUUAUUUUAAGUCAGGAUACAAUUAAUAGAGAAAGUACCUUGUAAAUUCAUUCAUAUUUACACAUUUGUAAAAAUAAAUGGGAAGAUUCAAGGUAUUUGGAAAAGGCAGAAAGUAAGUGGUAGCAGGACAAAAUAAAUGAUCAAGUGAAUUAUGACGAGCAUGUUUUAAAAAUAAGUUCAAAUAAAAGCCCAGCAAAUGCAGGCUUUAAAUUUUCCAUUGGUCUUACUGGGGGUGGGGGGGAUUAAAAUGUGUGAAGAACAAUGACUUGGAGUUGAUACAAGUUGAGAGCAGUACAAAAUAUUCUCAACCUUGAGAGCAUUUAAUCUCUGAAAAAUUAACUGGUGUUAGUUGAAUGGAUUUUUGGUACAUUUGUGGUAGUUUAAUUGUAUAAUGCUUUAUUUGAAAAAUAAAAAAAGCAAAAAUGAACUAAAGUUUA